UGUGCCAAUCCUGGGUUUUAGGUACCAUGAAAGUGACUUGGCUUUUAGCGGUGUUCAUCGCCAAGGUAGCCGCUCCACAGCUAACCUACUCCAGGGCAGGUUAUGUUCUAGUUUAGAGAUCUCAAACUGAAAUUGGGCCAAUCAGAUGUGAGCUAAGUGACACUGACACACCCAACACAAUAAAGUCUCUCCCCCAGUUUCUCUUCCUCCAAAUUAAAGGUCACUAUAUAGUAAAAACAAAUAUUUAACGAUGAAAUUGUCUGGCUUUAAUGAUAAUUACUUGAUGAUCUAUUUUUAUUAAUCCAUUACACACAUGCAAGUUUAGUUUAACAGUUAUUAAGCAUUUAGUUUCAAUGAAUAUUAAUAUAUAUAGAUCAUAUGUAAUAUAAAUAAGGUGUAAAUAUACUCUAAAUAUGACUACAUGUGACCUUGUAUGUUUGAGUCUCUAUUGCUGUAUAUUAUCAACCAUAUAACUAACUUCACAAGUUUCACUUGCACGGAUAGAGCAAGAUCAUUUCUUUUAUUUGUCCAAGUAUUUUCAUUAGUGUAAAUGCGUUUAAAUUGUUCAUUUUCAGCAAAAGAGUUUUGAAUCGCGCUCGCGAGAAGUGAAUUACAGUUUCUCUUUGUUGCAAGGCUGCAUGUGAUUGGCUGUUUGCCACUGAUGUCACACUUUCAUGAGCACGUGUAUUUUCUAGUGAAGGUUUAUAAAAGCUACUUCAAUGUCCUAGUUGAACUAAGGCCUAAUCCUGGCUUAGUCUAAGCCCUGUCUGUGAAACCGGGCCAUUAUAUCUUGGAAUAAGAUUUUGGCAUAUUUCCCAGCCCAAAACGACACAUAAUAUGAACUCUGCUUUCUUACGCUGUUUUUUAACAUGUAUUUUAAAAUUGCAAUUCACAUUUGUAGCUAUUUGCAUAUUAAUAUUGUAAUACCUGGUAUAAAUGGUUUCUGCACCCAAACAUUACAGUUUUGCCUAUUAGACAAAAUCUCACACUUCAUUGUUAGUUAUUAAUAUUCUCUUUUAUAUAUAUUUAUAUAUAUAUAUAUAUAUAUUUAUUAUAUAUAUACAGAAUAUAUCAGGUGUGUCCAAACUUAGUCCUGGAGGGCCACUGAUGAACCAGUUAAUCAAGGUCUAACUAGGCAUACUAGAAACUUUCUGCAGGUUUUUUGGAGCUAAACUCUGCAGGACAGUUGCACUCCAGGACCGAGUUUGAACACCCCUGGUAUAUAUAUAUAUAUAUAUAUAUAUAUAUGACAGCAGCAUGUGAAUGAGACUUUUAUUUUGGUCUGACGGUGUGGCGUCAUAAAGCUGCGCCGCGCUCCUGCAUCUGUUGUGAUUCGGCUGAAGAAAGGACAAACAGACAGAAAAACUCCUGGUGAAGCGACUGAGAUCCACGUGACACUAUUAUAAAGAUGGCGUUUAUUAAAGAGGAGAGUGAAGACAUAAAGAUUGAAGAAACAUUCAGUGUGAAACAAGAGGAAACUGAGGAACAAACAGACCUGAUGGCAAUGAAAGAGGAGAGUGAAGUACUGAAUGAAAUGGAAGAGAAGGAUCAAUAUAACAAUCAUCAUGAUUUUAUUACUGGAGAAAAAUCUUUUAUUUGCUUACAGACUAAAGAAACUUCAUCACAAAAAAAGGGGCAAAAGACUAGAAGUAAUUUCAUCUGCCAACAAUGUGGAAAGAGUUUCAAAAAAGAAGGAAACUUAAAAGUCCACAUGAAAAAUCACACUGAGAAGCAUUACACCUGCCCUCAGUGUGGAAAGAGUUUCAAACAGAAAGGACACUUUGAAGACCACAUAAGAAUUCACACUGGAGAGAAGCCUUUCACCUGCCAACAAUGUGGAAAAAGUUUCAACCAAAUAGGAAUCCUUAACAGGCACAGGAGAACUCACAAUGGAGAGAAGCCUUACACAUGCCCUCAGUGUGGAAAGAGUUUCAAUGAACAUGGAAAACUUGUAGUCCACAUGGGAGUUCACACUGGAGAGAAGCCUUACACCUGCCAACAAUGUGGGAAGAGUUUCACUAAACAUGGAAGCCUUGUAGUCCACAUGAGAGUUCACACUGGAGAGAAACCUUACAUGUGCCAACAGUGUGGAAACAGAUUCACUCAUAAAGGAAGCCUUAAUAGGCACAUGAGAAUUCACAAUGGAGAGAAGCCUUUUCACCUGCCAACAGUGUGGAAAAAAAUUCAACCGGAAAAGAAACCUUUAUGCCCACAUGAGAAUUCAAACAGGACAGAGACUUUUCACCUGCCAACACUGUGGAAAAAGAUUCAACCGAAAAAAGAAACCUUAAUGCCCUUAAUAAAGCCUUAACAGGCCUAUGAGAAUUUACAAUGAAGAGAAACAGUAUGGAAACAGUAUGGAAGGAGUUUCAAUCAGAAAAGACACUUUAAAGACCACUUGAGUAUUCACACUGGAGAGAAGCCAUUUAUAUGUGGUCAGUGUGGAAAGAGUUUCAGAUAUAAAGAAACCUUAAAGUACCACAUGAGUAUUCAUGUAUGAGAGAACUGUCUUGUAUGUCUUUAGUGUGGAGUCAGUUUCACAGACAUGAAUCAGCUUAGGAAUCAUAUAAUAACUCACAGCAGAGAGAAUCCUUUCAUGUGCCAUCACUGUGGAAAGACUUGUAGAAGUAAAGCAAACCUUGAGGUUCACAUAAGCGUCCCUGAUAUAUUUAGGCAGAGUUGUUUUUGGUUCUUUGCUUAAAGGUAAAAAAGGUUCAAAAUACUUGAGCACCGGACUUAGCAAACAUCCCAAGUGGCAUUUAGAUGAAUAUGUAAAUAUGUGCUGCUAAGUUUUUCAGUAAUAAAAACCCAACGAGAAAACAACAUUUGUGUAAGCAUCUGAUCAUAGCGAUGUGGAUUUUUACACCAGCUCUGCAAUUCAACACAACAGUCAAGUUCUGUUUAUUUAUAUAGUAAUUUAUACAAUUGAUUUGUUUAAAGCAAGUAGCUUAUUUCAGUGACUUAUGUGUGGCUAUUAAAAAAAAUGUUAAAUUUUCUCAAAAAUACAGACAUGUACGUACAUGUUGCUUACAUAUUAAUGUAGCCCUGUUUGUGCGGAAUACAGUGUAAUUUAGCCAAUAAAAUGUUUAUAAGCAACUGAAAAAAGCACGCAUGUCAACAAUUCACCAUGGCCCAAAAACACGCUCAGACCCGAGAGAGUUAAAACCAACAGGGGCCCGAAUAAACAUCAAGAAACAGUGUCCAAAAACACAAGAGCAGUUUAAUCUGAAACCGUAAUUACACUGUUGUGGCACUUGCAAAAUUCUUUGCAACACCACAAACAAUAUCACAAAGUGUAAUGGUAUCAUAGAAAUAGAACAGGAUUGUAAUAUAAUUUCUCUUACAGUCUCAAAUUCAAUCCUAUCAAGAUUCAUUACACAAAACCUGAACCUAUCCACCUCUGAUGCACAAGACAUUAAAGAGAUAUUUCUAAGCUCAGAAGCACUAAGAUUCACUUACAAUAAUGGUUUGGAAAUAACCAGUGUUGGGAGUAACGCAUUACAAAAGUAAUUAUAUUACAGUAAUAUAUUACUUUUUGCUGUAACACAGUAAUAUUAACGCAUUACAAUUUCAACUUGUUACGCGCAUGCCUAAUGUACGACUCCUGUAUGUCACUGUAAUUGUCUUUAUCUUAAUUACAAUCGUCAUCCAUCAAAACUUUAUAAGCGACACUGGUUUUGUUUAUCCAACUGAGAGAUGUAGUUUGUGUGUACUGUUACUUAUUGGGUGUUUUAAGCAGCCGUUCAGUCUGUACUUCACACAGCGUGAUGAAAAACGGCGUGGGCUGCUCCAAAAUAAUAGCAACAUUUGCAUAUUUAAUUUAACGGAUUAAUAAUACAAUUAAUGAAUUAUAUUAAUAUAUUUUAUGAAAUAUUUUUAAGUUAUCUCCAAGCCCCCAUGGAGGAUCACUGGUCUACUUGUUGCCAUAAGUAACAAAACAGAUUCCACACAAACCAUGUAGUUUGAUACUGUCACUAUGUGUCUAAGUAAAGAAACAGUAUUAAAUGUUCAGUUAUGUGUGGGGUUCUUUUUUGUAGUUAUUGUACUGAAAAGUGGAGAUUUUCUAGAGGUUUAUUUUUCAUGUUAUAUCAAGUGUACUGUUGUACAUUUUCAUUUUUUGCAUCUAUAAAUAUUUCUAUGUUCUGUAUCACUGUGUUGUGUUCACAGAAAUAGUUAACUGACAACUACUAAAUGUUUUAUAACUACCUGAAUUAAUCAUGAAUUACAAUAGGAAUAAGUGUUAAUAAAGCAUUUAUUAACA
Messenger RNA from Ctenopharyngodon idella (grass carp), 4261 nucleotides. Its product is annotated as gastrula zinc finger protein XlCGF7.1-like. Gene Ontology annotation, biological process: regulation of transcription by RNA polymerase II. Gene Ontology annotation, molecular function: RNA polymerase II cis-regulatory region sequence-specific DNA binding; DNA-binding transcription factor activity, RNA polymerase II-specific. Bases 1409 to 2311 code for a protein of 300 amino acids. The record is from RefSeq and is a predicted model, not a curated record. NCBI's taxonomy places the organism in Eukaryota, Metazoa, Chordata, Actinopteri, Cypriniformes, Xenocyprididae. The transcript has 3 exons.